AUGGCAGACAGAGGGAGAGGGAGUCUGGCUUUCACACUAACAGUGUGUGUGGCCAGUUUUUUGGUGGUCCAGGCAGACACAAUGAUACCCGUCCCUGCAGAGCAGCUGUUUGUGUAUGAGCUGCAAAGAGAGAACUUCCAGAAUGAGUUUGCCCCAUUUCUCAAGCAUUAUGGGCAGAUCUAUAACGACCCCAUGGUGUUUAAGUGCAAUAAAGAAUUCUUCCCAGAUCUGCCUCGCUGGCUCCGCUUUACUCAGAGACACCCAUAUGAUAAUGGCUAUCUGUAUGGGACACCACUACAGCAGGACCUGGGAAAGAAUAUCAUAGAGAUCUUUGUAACCAAUAAACGGAGUUAUGACACCUUCAGGGAGAGGCUGGUGUUAAAUGUGGUGCCUGCAGUGAACUCAAUGCCAUAUCAGGCUGAGUUCUUCAUUCCUCUGCGGGAGAUUGAAAAGGUGCUGCCCUCUACUGUUCAGGAGGAAAUAAAAAAGGACAUCCAGGUAGCAUGGAAAACAGAGAGGCUACACUUUGUGAAUAUCACCUCUGCUCUGGAUCGAGGUGGUCGUGUGCCUCUCCCAUUGGCAGGACACUAUGAGGGUGUAUAUGUUAAACUGGGUUCUGACCAGUACUACUCAGACUGUCUGUUGAGGCUGCAGACACCAGAGCACCACAGAGAAUGUGAAGCAGGUGGGAAGACAUGGAAGAUUCCUGGAGACUGCAUUGCUUGUACUUACCCCAGCAACUGUGUGAGCUGGUGCAAGUCUGUCCUGAUUGAUCUGUCCCAGGUUACACCUCCUCCCCCUGACCCCACUAUGGGUACAGGUAUCUUGGAGGAUGGGGGGGAAUUUAACCCUCCUGAAUCCCCACCCCCACGGGAUUUUUUCCCAGACUACAUUGUCACAGUGAUCAUCCCCUUGGUUUUGGCCCUAGUCCUCAGCCUCAUCCUGGCCUACAUCAUGUGUUGCAGGAGAGAGGGAGUUGAGAAACGGAACGCAAGGACUGCAGAUAUCCAGCUGUACCAUCAUCACACCAUCCAUGGUAACACCGAUGAGUUGCGGACCAUGGCAGGGAGUCGUACUGAUGUAGCACAACCCCUCUCCACUUUGCCAAUGUUCAACGCCCGCACGGGUGAGAGGGCGCCGCCCCUUCAAAGCCCCUACCCAUCUGACAGUGUCAGCGUGCCCCUCAUCAUGGCUCAACAGGAGCCAAAUGUUGACACUCUUCCCAGGUAA
Chanos chanos (milkfish) is the source of this 1230-nucleotide messenger RNA. RefSeq names its product sarcoglycan, alpha (gene sgca). Lineage: Eukaryota; Metazoa; Chordata; Actinopteri; Gonorynchiformes; Chanidae. Gene Ontology annotation, molecular function: calcium ion binding. The transcript is spliced from 10 exons. The record is from RefSeq and is a predicted model, not a curated record. Bases 1 to 1230 code for a protein of 409 amino acids. Gene Ontology annotation, cellular component: membrane; sarcoglycan complex.